This is a messenger RNA of Aphanomyces invadans, 687 nucleotides long. RefSeq lists its product as hypothetical. The transcript is spliced from 2 exons. The record is from RefSeq and is a predicted model, not a curated record. The annotation marks the transcript as partial. NCBI's taxonomy places the organism in Eukaryota, Oomycota, Saprolegniomycetes, Saprolegniales, Verrucalvaceae.
GUGGAUGCAACCCGUGAGAUCCAACGUGUGCACGUGGCGCAGCAUCGAUACGUCCGUGAGUCCGACGCAGUUGGCUAUGUUCAACGUGUGCACAAACCGCAACCCGUCGACCCGCGUGAGUUGGGAACACCCCAUCAAAUUCAGCGUGUGGUUCAGCCCGAGCGCGUUCACUUGGUCGUCAUUCACGCACGGACACCCGCUCAGGUUGAGGUUGUACACGGUCUUCAAGUCGGCCACGACUUCCACCAACGUCCCGGCCAAGUUGAGCGUGUGCACAAACCCCAACGCACUGACGUCUCGAAUUCUCGUGCAGUAACUGAGGUCCAGCGCGUGCACGCCACCAAGCGACGACACGUCCUCCAGCAUCUCGCAACCCGACAAACUCAACGUGUGGACGUGAGCGAGCGGCGCCACGUCGGUGACACUCGUGCGGCUAAGAUGGAUCGUGUGGAGAUCGAGAGUGCACAGCGUCGGGUGAUUCAUCCACACGGUGGCGUGAUCUGGUCCGAGGUUGCAACCGUUCAGCGUAACCGAGUGCAGCGACCCAUGACCGAGGAGGUGGGCGUCGUUGACCCGAUAGCACCUCGAUAUUUCCACCGUGUGGCAGUGUUCGCGCAAUGCGCUGACUUGAACAACACGGUAGCAUUCCUAUCCAAGUUCUGUGAUGACCCCACGAUGCGAUGGUGA